Molecule: messenger RNA, 1609 nt
Organism: Chenopodium quinoa (quinoa)
Lineage: Eukaryota; Viridiplantae; Streptophyta; Magnoliopsida; Caryophyllales; Amaranthaceae
Exons: 7
Coding region: 520-1602 (360 amino acids)
Source: RefSeq, a predicted model, not a curated record
AGUUUCUUCCUCUCCUUAUUAUCCUGUGACUAUAAAGGUUGGUUUUAUGAAUCUUUGCCUUGGAUUAUUGGUGUGGAUGUAUUUUUUAAUAAUGGUGGAAUUGUACAGACAGAAAUGAAUACUGGCUUAAUGAUUUAUGAAAUACAAUAUUGCUUAACUUACCGGAACUAUAGUAGAUCUGAGAUUACUAAACUUGCAGUUCUACAUUACUUAAAUAAUUUACAGUUUUUCAUUGAUGGACUGAUGGCUCUAUUUUUCCUUACCUUAAUAUCUUUGUGCUAUUUUGGAUUUAGUCAACUAGCUAACAUCUUCAUUUUCUGUGUUUUUUUUUUUUUUUUUUUUUUUUUUUUUUUUUUUGGGUUGUGGGGGAAAAAAAUGUAUUAUAAUACAAAAAUUCUAGGUUUUUGCAACUGGAGCUAUCUGUGCUGUUACAAUUACUUACUUCUAUUGUUGGUACAAAGAGAUAUAGUUGAUACGUGUUGCAGGUUGUUGAACUAGCUUUGACUGCAGCAACAUUAUAUGGCUGAUCCUCCUGAUAAUUUUAAAAGACCAUUAACUCAGGGACGGAAAUCAAAGAGAACAAGAAGUGUAUUAUCUAUGGGUGAUUGCAUUAGCAAAGGAGAACAAUCCAAAUCUAAAAAGCCUAGAUCAAGACCUUCAAAAUAUACUGUGAUUCCAAAGAAACCUGUGACUGCUAAAGUUCCAUCAGCAGCUGCACAAACUUCUAAACAGCUUAGAAAUGCAGCAAAAGAUCAGAGAGUAUACAACGCUCCUACAUCAGAUGAAGUUGCUGUCAUUUGGCCUGAUAGUGUUUCAUCAAGUCAGAGUUCAUGGCCACACAUUCUUGUGACGGCAAAAUCUGCAAAGUCGCAUCGCAUUGCCCAUUAUUAUGGGUGCUAUGACCCUUUACAGUACCCUUUGCUCUUUCCUAAAGGAAAAUGUGGAUGGCAUCAGGGUUUAAAGAAAAUCUCUCAUGGUGGAGACAGACAAAUAGCAAGUGAACUUGAUCCUAUUCAAUCGUGCGCAGUGCACAGCACGGAAGAUUUUCUUGAUGCAGAAGAAACUCGAGCUCGUAGAAGAAAAACAAAAGCUGAUAGAUAUAUCUCUGCUAGAGAAUAUUACGCUUAUAAGCUGCAGAUUAGAGUAGGAAACAUGCUUUUAAGAGCAGGUCGUGCAUUUUUGCAAUAUAUCACAGAUAUGUACAUCAAAGUUGAAAACACAAGAUUAGAUUUUUUCCGACAAAAUCAGGAUACAAUAAGAGAUGAUCUCUACAAAGGUAUUCUUGACACUGUACAAAGUGGAGAGACAAGUGCAGCCAAUGUUGGACAUAAGUUCAUUUUGCCACCAUCUUUUAUUGGAGGGCCUCGUGAUAUGAAAAGGAGAUACUUAAAUGCCAUGGCCCUUGUGCAGAAGUAUGGGAAGCCUGAUCUCUUUGUCACCAUGACAUGUAACGCUAAUUGGGCAGAAAUAAAAGCGGAAUUAGAGCCUGGUGAGACUGCACAAGAUCGGCCAGAUUUAGUUGCUCGAAUUUUCCAAGCAAAGUUGAUUGCUCUUAAAAAAAAAUCAAGAAAGACAAGGUCUUCGGUGAAGUGGCAGCAAUGAUAUAUGU